This is a messenger RNA of Xylaria bambusicola, 1014 nucleotides long. RefSeq lists its product as uncharacterized. Lineage: Eukaryota; Fungi; Ascomycota; Sordariomycetes; Xylariales; Xylariaceae. The record is from RefSeq and is a predicted model, not a curated record. The coding region runs from base 69 to 971 and encodes 300 amino acids. The transcript is spliced from 3 exons.
GUGCGCUUCUACACUGUAUGGUAUAUCGAAAUCAACAGCAAAACUAGAAGUCCUUUGCUUAGAGAAUUAUGCGGGUCCCUGAAAAGGUAGAGAAAACCUUCACAGCACUCGGGAGAUGUGCCAAAGAGGCUGGACGAGAUGCUUGGUCUGAUGUGUCUACAAGGUGGCGGCUAAUUCCCCUCAUUUUCUGGUUCGGUUUCUUGUUCACUACCCUUUUCAUAUUACUUGAAAUGUCUCUUUCCUCGCAUUUCGAGAUACCUCGUGCUUGUCGCCCUGAUGGUACGUUCAGCCCUUUCGUGGGCUAUAAUUACUGGGAUGCCUCUGGUUUCUUCCAAAUCAACAUUCCAUUUGGGAGUUAUUCAUUCACAGCUGUCAAGAUCAUCGACACUGUAUGGGAUGUUGUUAUUGGGCGCCUCGGACAGUCCAUUUUAGCAUACUUUGCCUACAGCACGUUUGCAGACUACGCAACACUUUCAAUGGAGACAGCGCCGAUAACAUAUACUACGUUCAUCAUACUGUUUAUCGAAAGUGGACCGACUUUCAUGUCAGUAUAUCGUUUAAUAAGAGAUUUUAUGCUAUAUCGUAGACUCAGGUCUACAAUAUUGACGAUCUGGGCGAUAUUCAGUAUGCUUUUUAUCUUGACAUGGCCAACUCUCAUUGCCGCGAUGAGCGGAUAUUCCCCUGAAGUCGGAGCAUACGUUAAAGAUAUCGACACCGAAAACCUAGUGAAAUAUAACGAGUUCCGGUUACUGGCAUACAUCAUUCACGACGGGGAGAGGAUCAACCUGACGACGGACUACCAGCUUCCAGCCGGCCCACCAUUCCUUGAUUCUUGGGAUAUAUUACUAAAUGAUAUCCAUGAAACUUCGUUACACCCAACAGACUUAUUUGACACUAGCGACUGUGUAACCGUCACUGAGGGAGACGAUUUGACCCUUUGUUUUCUGCUUCGGGACGUCUCCAAGUGUUAGAACUGUCCUAAUUGAACAUAUCUGAUUGAGACUAAUGGUUUCG